UUAAUUUUUUUCCUUUUUUUUAAAUUUUUUCGUUUUUUUAAUUUUUUUAAUUUUUUAUAAUUGUUUUCAGUUUUUAUUAUUAUUGAUUUAUUCUCAACCCAUCCUGAGCCGAACUCAUCCUGACCCAAACCCAUCCUGACCUUCUUCUUUCUUUUACCCAUCUUGACCCAAACCCAUUCUAACCCAAACCCAUCCUGACCCAACAACCAAUCCAAUCCAACCCAUCCAUUUUGCCACCUCUACUUAUCGUGGUGGGAUAAUGGUAAUUUUAAUAUCAUGCUAAAUUUAUAUAUAUAUAGCAACUUAACACUAACAAUUCAGUUUACUCUCCUACCAUUAACAAAUUAACCUUUUGCAAAUUGCAACUUCCAAAACACUAACAUUUGUUGUAGCAAGUAUGAACUGAAUAAGACUUAAAACAUUAACAUUUAACACUAACAACUAACAAUUAAGACUUAAAACACUAAUAGCAACAAUAAGAAGAAAGAUGAAUAGUAGAACUAAGAAGAAAGGUAUUGAUAACGGGAAAAUCAGUGAUAUAUCGGUCAACAUCGCCGAUAUUAUCGGUACCGACAUUCUGACCGAUAUUUUGCACUGAUAUCUCGGCAGGGGGCCAAUAAAUGAUAUAUUACUGAUAUAUCGGCGAUAUAUCGGGAUAUUAACUACAUAGGUUGUAUUAUGUGUUUUGGGGAUGUUAGUUCAGUCACUUAAGACUAUGUUUCUGUCGUCUUUAAAGUUGUUGUGGAUGUGAAGUUUAUUGAGGAAAAUUUGCUCUCCACACCAUGGUUUUAAAAAACAUUGAGGUGUGCACCUCAAGGCGCGCCUCGAGGCGAAACGGCCAAAAAACGAGACUGAGGUGCGCCUCAUGGUGUUUUUAAUGUAUAUGCGCCUCAGAGGGGCUGAGGCGCUAAGAAAGCUGCGCCUCAGGGGAUUUUGAUAGCUGUUUUUGAUGUUUUUGACUUUUUGUGUCAAUUUCAAGCAUUUCAUGUCUUUUUUAAGUGUGUUUUUGAUGAAUCUGAUGAUGAAAUUUGUUAGUAUUAUUAUUUUUAUAAUAUAUAUAAUUUUUAUAUUUAUUUAUUAAUACCGCCUCGGCCUUACGCCUCGUGAGGCGAAGGGAAAACGCCUCGAAACUCGUUUCCGUUCUUUUAAACCUUGCUCCACACUAGAUUUAUAUGAUAAGCUUUGGUUUAAUACUUUAAUAAGUGCGAGGCAUGAGCUGUUUAUGUCCAAAAGCGGAGGGCGAGCUUCACGUAUUGGAGGUGUUGCUCUAUGUACAAUUAAAAAAGAUUUAUAUAGAAGUAAAAGUUGCAUCUCUCUUAAGUAAAGCAUUCAUAAUCUCUUCAUCAUUUGUUGUUAGACCCUAUUUUUUAUUAUAAAUUUUGACCCACAUGUGUAAGAAGUGCCGCCUCCAGACCCUGAGGCGAUUUAAAAUUAACAAGAUAAGUAUCUUUGAAUAUUAUCCAUCCAAAUAUUGGAGCAAAGCUCAUUGUCUUGAUGCAGUUAGCCAGCAAUGGAACGUGACUGCAUGGCCUCAGGUCAAGAAAUUGAUGAUUCUUCAAAUAAAAACAGCUCGCCCAAAAAGGUAUACAAGGAUCCAGACGAUGGGCGGCAAAGAUUUUUGCUUGAACUUGAAUUUGUCCAGUGCCUUGCCAAUCCUACUUAUAUUCAUUACUUAGCUCAGAACCGUUAUUUCGAAGAUGAAGCUUUCAUAGGCUACUUGAAGUACCUUCAGUACUGGCAGCGACCAGAGUACAUAAAGUAUAUUAUGUAUCCACAUUGUCUCUACUUUCUGGAGCUUCUUCAAAAUGCAAGUUUCCGCAAUGCUAUGGCACAUCCUGCUAAUAAGGAGUUGACACACAGGCAGCAGUUUUAUUUCUGGAAGAACUACAGGAAUAAUCGGCUGAAGCAUAUAUUACCUAGGCCUCUUCCUGAGCCUACAGCGGCACCGCCAUCUAACGCUCUUCCACCGCCGCUACCACCUUCCGCUACCACCAUGGCCACUUCAUCUGCUCCUGUGUCUGCACCGCCAGUACCCUCGCCCAUGCAGUAUGGUGUACCUUCCGGGCCGCCUCUAGUAAAAAAUGAUCCAAGAAAUGCAAUCGACAGAAGAAAGAGAAAGAAAGACGGAUAACUUCAACGUGAGACUGAACCGGCAAUGUAUGUUAUUUUCUUUUAUUUCCAUGUUCGAUGGUUGUAGAAUAUUACUAUUGUUAAAAGUUGAAGGGCUUGCGUGUCAACAAGAACAAUGAUAGGUGGUUAUUUUGGUAAGGUUGCUGAAAUGAUGCACUUGUAGCAUGAUCUUUUUUUAAUGGCUAACACACACUCUUAACAGCUUUUUCAAACACUUUGGUACCACUAAGCCAAAGGCCCUUUGGUAUGUAGCAUGGUUUAAUUAUAAUUGCUUUACAA
Molecule: messenger RNA, 2409 nt
Organism: Helianthus annuus (common sunflower)
Lineage: Eukaryota; Viridiplantae; Streptophyta; Magnoliopsida; Asterales; Asteraceae
Product: mediator of RNA polymerase II transcription subunit 31
Exons: 7
Coding region: 1511-2131 (206 amino acids)
Biological process (GO): regulation of transcription by RNA polymerase II
Cellular component (GO): core mediator complex; mediator complex
Molecular function (GO): transcription coregulator activity
Source: RefSeq, a predicted model, not a curated record